Ectocarpus siliculosus is the source of this 2010-nucleotide messenger RNA. The record is from the annotation of a GenBank genome assembly. NCBI's taxonomy places the organism in Eukaryota, Phaeophyceae, Ectocarpales, Ectocarpaceae.
GACACGUUACCCAUCUCCUACCAAGCUAAGCGAUGGAGUUGAUUGACGUCUGUGGCGGGGAGGUUUUCAUAACGGGACAGGUGGGGCCUGACGGAGACUUCGCCGCUGCAACCAAGGACGUGGCAUCUCUGGUGUACCUGUGCAAGCCGCAGGAAGGCUGCUUGCCGGACCAAGCCUGGGAAAGCUCCUCUCAUAAGGAAAGGGUAGACCUUCCGCUCGGUCCUGGCCUCUUCGAGGUUCGCAGCGCCCUCUCCGCCGUGGACAGGAUCAACAAGAUGGCCAAGCCGAUCCUCUUCAUGUGCAAGAGCGCCAACAGAGCCGGUGCCAUGGCCUCCGUGUUUCAGGGCUGCCGGAACGGCUGGUCGUCGGAGCAGACUCUUGAAUGGGCGAAGCCGCUGGGGCUUAAGUUCUUGACGAUGCCACCGAUGGUGGAAUGGGUGUCGGCUUGCGUGGAUUCUCGCUUUCCAAAGGGCGGACUAAUCUUCAGGCAGCUGUUCGAGAAAGAGUCGUCAACAUUCACCUAUAUCUUGGGCGAUGCCGAGACCAAACAAGCCGUCAUCAUCGACCCCGUCGACAAGACGGCCGAGCGAGAUUCGCAGAUGGUGACCGAGAUGGGCCUCAAGCCGACGCUGCUGCUCAACACCCACGUCCACGCCGACCACAUCACAGGCACCGGCAAGCUCAAGGGGCUGCUGCCGGGUGGCGCGAAGAGUGGUGUCUCGGAGGCGUCAGGGGGACAGGCGGACGUUAAGAUCCACGACGGUGACAAGAUCCGGUUCGGCUCCAGGUAUCUGGAAGCACGGGCCACGCCGGGGCACACAGCUGGGUGCAUGACGUUCGUUCUCGACGACAAGAGCGCUUGCUUCACGGGAGACACUCUUCUCGUACGCGGCUGCGGCAGGACCGAUUUCCAGGGCGGGUCGAGCGAGACUCUUUACGCUUCCGUGAAGGGGAAGAUCUUCACCUUGCCGAAUGAUUGCACCGUCUACCCGGGACACGACUACCAGGGUCGACACAGCAGCACCGUGGGCGAGGAGAAGGCGUACAACCCCCGCCUCACCAAGCCUGUCGAAGAAUUCGUGUCCAUCAUGUCCAACCUUAACCUCCCGUACCCGAAACAGAUCGACAAAGCUGUCCCGGCCAACAUGGUUUGCGGUAUCUGUGAUGAAGUCGAGGGCGGGGAUAAAGCUGAAGCUUCCGUGUGAUAUUAUCUGUGUGAUGUCUGUGUGGUAUUAUCUGUGGUGCAACGUCGAGGGCAAUGACACAGCAGGGGACGCCGACUUGCAGUAGUUUUUGUUGGAAAGUAGAGGGAGGCAAUGGGACGCAUCGAGUUAACGACUCGUCCCGAUGGAAAAUAUCCCGGACGGCAUUUGGUAUUUGGUGGAACGACGCCAUUCAUCCGAAAGAAAUGCUGGAUGCAGUGUCAAUGGGUGUUUGUGUGCUGGGACUUCUACAUUGGGCUGGUCUUGAAGUAACACGUGGGGAUUGGGACCAUAUGUAUCGUGCGUUGUACACACAUGAGAGAUCUCGUACACGACACUUAACGCUGGGUAGUUUUAUUGCCUUGAAAAUAAUGCAUGGGUGACUGCAGUCGGGACCCGCAGUUGAGAAUCGUUGGUUGUGGGUCAAGACUCGGUGUUUUCAGAUCGUAGCCGCGCUGGGUGUACGUUGUAUGUUUUGCAACAUGGUGUGUGCAGGGUUCAUUGAUGAGCUAUUUUUCUGAACAAAGUUCGAUGUUUUGCGACAAGCUAAAGGGGCGGUAGGUGCAAUAAAGAACAUCGUCGGUGCGGAUCCUUGCUGUAUGGGAGUUCCCUUUCGUAGUCAUGCUUUGGCAGAUUUGACAGGUUACAGGAUUGUGCGUUUAGUGUGUGUAUCGCGCACACACGCGUCUCGUCGUGUGAAGCUUGUACGAAGUAGAAGUAUGUUUUGUGUUCUUCAAUGCAAGGGCGUGCGAAUGAAUGCCUCCGCACAUCCAGUAGCCAAUGUCCCAAUCUACGUGAAAAAUACAUA